GCAAUAUAGUAUUCGUUGGUCUUCACAGUUUGUGACCAUCACCUGCUUCACUGCCAUUACAAAGACAUCGUAUUUUCAUCAAGUUGAACUAUCUUUCGACAAAAAAUGUCUUCAAUUCUUGGCUACUGGAACAUCAGAUCACUUGGUGAGCCAAUCAGGUACAUUUUGGUUUAUACUGAGACUGAAUUUGAAGACAAACGUUACCAACAUGGGCCACCUCCUGGUUGCCAUCGUGAAGCUUGGUUGAAGGAGAAAGAGAAUCUUGGUUUGGAUUUUCCUAAUCUUCCUUAUUUUAUUGAUGGCGAUACAAAGAUUACUCAAAGCAGCGCAAUUAUACGUUAUAUUGCAAGAAAACAUAAUCUGUGUGGUGAAACAGAUGAAGAGAAAACAAUUGUUGAUAUGAUUGAAAAUUGUAUCAUUGACUUGCGCGAUGAGUUUUACAGAGUUUGCUACUCGUCAGAAUUUGAUAAACUUGUUGACAGUUAUAAAAAGAAGGUAGUUGAAAAAUUGGACCGUUUUGAAAAGUUUCUUGGUAGCAAGAAGUAUGUUUCAGGAGACAAGUUGACAUAUCCUGACUUCAUGUUUUAUGAAACCCUGGACUCACUUAAAAUACUUGACAAAAGUAUUGUUGAACCAUUCAAGAAGUUAAUGGAAUUUUGUGAAAGAAUUGAGGCAAUUCCACAAAUUGCUAAAUAUAGAAAAUCAAACAAGUUUCAAGAACGACCAAUAAAUGAUCCUAUUGCCUCAUUCAAAUGAAAUAUUUUAACAAAUUCCUGGUUUAAACACUAAUUAUAUUUUUUACAGUGACCAUAGCUUAUCAUGUAAUAUUCAUUGAAAUGAAAAAAUUUAUUUAAAUUUUAGUGCUGAUGUUGCAUGUUGAAUAUAUUUUGAAUUACAAUAAACAGCAAUAUUUUGA
Molecule: messenger RNA, 916 nt
Organism: Xenia sp. Carnegie-2017
Lineage: Eukaryota; Metazoa; Cnidaria; Anthozoa; Malacalcyonacea; Xeniidae
Product: glutathione S-transferase Mu 1-like
Exons: 11
Coding region: 106-756 (216 amino acids)
Biological process (GO): glutathione metabolic process
Molecular function (GO): glutathione transferase activity
Source: RefSeq, a predicted model, not a curated record